AUGCCCAUAAUCAUUUUGAUGACUUUAAGUAAGACAAUAGCAAAAAGUAGUAACAAUUCUAUUGAAGAUGUAUCUGCGCAAACAAACAAUACAAACUAUUCGACAGAAACUUUCAAAAUUAUAAAUAACAAACCAAAUAGAAUAAAUAAAGUCACGAAUGUACAAUCUUACAGGAAUAAAACUAAAAUUACAAAACAUCCUGGUAUAAAAAUUGAAGACCUAAAGGAUAUCGAGGAUUUACGCUCUUAUGGAUCUUUUGAGAAUCAUCCAUGCAGACGCGUUUGCCAAGAGAACCAAGUUUUAAACUGCUAUUACAGAAUGUUGAUACAUAAUUACCAACGCUUAGGCCCAGAAUGUAGCCGAUGCCCAUACGAUCCCUUGGCUUGCGAGUCUGAGCGUUGUAUAUAUGGCGAUGGAGUACCUACACCAGUGAUGGCAGUUAACUAUAUGGUUCCUGGGCCAGCCAUCGAAAUAUGUGAAAAUGACACUGUUAUAAUUGAUGUUUUAAAUUAUUUGACCGAAGCACACACAAUGCACUGGCAUGGCUUGCACAUGUCACAAACACCAGAAAUGGAUGGCGCACCAUUUAUAACACAAUAUCCCAUACAGCCAGGUGAAGUUUAUCGUUAUGCUUUUAAAGCAGAUCGUAGUGGUACAGUUUGGUAUCACAGUCACACUGGUUGGCAACGUGCUCUAGGUGUGGCUGGUAGUCUUGUUAUACGGCAGACACGUCAAGCCAAUCGUCAAGCGCAUCUUUACGAUUACGAUCUAAUUGAGCACACUUUGAUGAUACAGGAUAUUGUCUACAAUUAUGAUUUUACACGUAUUACAAAUAUACUAAUCAAUGGCAAAGGAAGAAACCAUCGUACCAACUUACCUGAUAAUGAUUCACGUCAUCGUUACAAGAGGGUACGAGUCACACCAGGCUAUCGCUAUCGCAUGCGUGUAAUUAGUAAUGGCGUAUUUAAUUGCCCUAUAGAGUUUUCAAUUGAGAAUCAUAAAAUGCUUAUGAUAAGUACAGAUGGCAAUGAUAUUGACCCCAUAUUAGCGGACAGUUUCUUCUUGUCUUCAGCGGAACGUUUCGAUUUUAUUUUAGAUGCUAAUCAAUACGCUAGUAAUUAUUGGAUACGUGUACGUGGCUACAAUAAUUGUAGUACCACAAAUUUGUAUCAAGGGGCAGUGCUACAUUAUCGUGGCGCCGCAAAGAAUGAACAACCAUCUAACACAUUGUCUGCGAACAUUUUCGGACGUAGCAAUGUGUCACCAAAAAUUAUUGUUAAUGGUAUAGAAGAAUAUAUAUCCUCAAAUACAACAUUCAGUAAACACACUGUUGAAACACAAGCUGCAGAAUCUGAAGCUACAGAAUCAGUCAAUAUAGCCACAUCAGCUCUACAAUCACUCGAACCAUUAAGUUGGCCGAGAUACACGAAGUUUUUGACUUAUUAUAGUAGUUUCGGUGUUUUUGCACAACGUAACGGUGACAUAGCUUUUCAAAUUGAUGAUAUCACGUACCUUCAACCGGAUGUAUCACUUUUGCAAGCACGACCGCUGUACCAGGACGAAGCGUAUUUCUGCAAUCGCUCUGCUAUGUAUUCAGCUGGCUUCGACUGUGUACGCGACAAUUGUGAGUGCACAAACGUUAUACGCUUACCAGCUUUUAAACCCAUUGAAAUGGUUGUAGUUAAUUAUAUGCAAACCACUCAUCCUUUUCACAUACAUGGCUUUACAUUUCGUUUAAUCGGACAAGCAGUUGUCGGUAAUCAAGCCGAUCUGAGAAGAAUUGCUGAAUUAGAUCAACGUGGAUAUUUAAAAAGAGCACCACCGGAUUUUCCAGCUGCAGAAAAAGAUACUGUGCAAAUACCAGGACUUGGAUAUAUUAUAAUACGUUUCAUCAGUGAUAAUCCUGGUUUUUGGAUGUACCAUUGCCACAUUGAGCAGCACGCAAUACAAGGCAUGGUUGCUAUACUUAAAGUCGGAGAGAAUUACCAAAUCAAACGUAUACCUCCAAAAAUUCGUUGUUAA
Molecule: messenger RNA, 2022 nt
Organism: Teleopsis dalmanni
Lineage: Eukaryota; Metazoa; Arthropoda; Insecta; Diptera; Diopsidae
Product: laccase-like
Exons: 3
Coding region: 1-2022 (673 amino acids)
Biological process (GO): iron ion transport
Cellular component (GO): plasma membrane
Molecular function (GO): copper ion binding; oxidoreductase activity
Source: RefSeq, a predicted model, not a curated record